This is a messenger RNA of Dreissena polymorpha, 6499 nucleotides long. RefSeq names its product OTU domain-containing protein 4-like. The record is from RefSeq and is a predicted model, not a curated record. Bases 252 to 2804 code for a protein of 850 amino acids. The transcript is spliced from 16 exons. Lineage: Eukaryota; Metazoa; Mollusca; Bivalvia; Myida; Dreissenidae.
UGCAUAUGUGUAACACGCACGUGCAGCAAGAAGCUACAUGGAAAUUUGCAGACAUCGUGAUACGCUUGAUUCACCUAGCUCACGCAUGAGGAUUUCGAUCUUUUCGUGUGCGCUAAAUUCAAUUUAUAAUUAACACGUGGUGCAUAUUACUUCAUACGUUAAUUUCUAGCAAAAAAGAACGUUUUCUUGGUAUAUAUUGAUGCUUGACAGCAUAGUUCCGUUAAUUGGCACUCCUUUCGGUCAAACGUGUCAUGAACUUUGAAGACAUGAAAAAGCAGACGAAACCUGAGGUCUUCUUGGAUCAUUAUCUUGGAACCAUUGGGCUUUGGAGAAAACCGAUUGCAAGGGAUGGACUUUCAUUAUUUCGUGCAGUUUCUGAACAGCUUUUCAUGACACAGGUCUACCAUAACAAUCUGUAUGAAGCUUGCAGAAUUGUUUUCUUUCAUCUUGCUAAAGACCCAGAGAAGGAUUGGAACGAACAUGAGGUCAUGAAGAUAUUGUCACGCAUGUACAGAAAAGACUUUCUCAUCUAUGAGUCUGUAGGACAGCCACCAGUGCCUGGGUCCUUCAACAACUUUGAGGCAAAGAUUCUUCUCUGCCGAGUGAGUGAGAACCAGCUUGACUCUGUCUACAAGAUGUCCUUCCAGCAACAUGCUGCUAUUUGUCAAUCCAUUGUGUAUGAGGUACUUUACCGCAAUGUAUUCAAGUUAGAUACUGAACUGACUGAAGCAGUAUCAUUAAUAAGAGACCAGAACAAACACAAAAUCAGCAUGCUUUCGAAUGGGUUUGAUGGCAUGGAAGAGGAAUGUAUACACAAAAUCCAUAGCCUGCAAUUGGCAUUCAAGGAACCUCAUCAUCGAAAGCCAUCUCCGCCUGUGCCAUAUCGGAUAGCAAAAGCCUUAGACCCAAGUAUCUACCGCAACGUUGAACUGGAUAUUUGGGAAGAAGAACGCAGAGAACUGAAAAAGGAGUCCCCCGAGUACAGAAAACGAUUUUCUCUUGGUGACAAAUGUCAGGUGAUUUUGGAAGGUGCUCACUAUCAUGGACAUAUACAGGAGAUAAAUGACAAUACAGCCAUUGUCUUCAUACAGGAACUGGGUCAGAAGAAAUCUGUGUUGAUCAGCAGUUUAAAAACCCCCCACUCAACAAGGUAUCGGUGUCCCUCAACUGCCAGAUACUUCCAGCACAAACAGGAUUCGCCCAUAUCAAGGGAGGAGUUUCUGUCCCAUGGUUACUACAGUAACCAGACAGUCUCCUACACAGGUGGCAUGUCCAUGAUAAAGCCUGGCAGUGUUUCACCCCCAGCAAAUUACAAGUAUACAUCUGGCUACGUCUACCAAGGAGACUACAGGCAUAAAGUGGAGCAGACUCCGAUGUUGACGAGUGGCCUGAUGGAGACGUACAGCCAGCAGACCCCAGUCUACCCAGUCCAGUGGCAGGAGGUGGGCGGGGUAUACCCGGCCUACAGUGCUCCCCUGGUGACCAACGCCAACCAGACGUAUUCCUGCGUGUGCAUUCCCCACUUGGACAGCAUCUCCAUGAAGGACGUGAACAUCAACUGUCAGCCAUCCCAGGACACCCACGGCAAGGACCUGCCUGAACUGAACACCCUACGUUUCUUCUUCAACCUUGGUGUUGAGAACUACCGCGUGUUCAGCCAAGGGGGUUCCAACUGGUCAACAGUAGAGAUGAACAACACGGGCUACAUGUCCCCUGGCAGCAUGCUGAUGGCCGACCAGGUCAACGGCAACCAUCCAGCCACGUACGCCCUGCCCCCUGCCAGGUCCCAGACCCAGCUGCCAGAUCCAGCGUCCAGUAACCACGGUAACCACACAUCUCUUUCUUUGCCUUCAUCAUCUGUCAUUCAAAAUUCUAACGAGACUAUGAAAGAGUUGCCAGUGGGGGGCAAGGCAGUGUCUCCAUGUGUACAAGGUGUAAUGUGCCCUGCUGCUUCUCAUGAAGAGAUGUUAGACAGCAAUGACUCUGGCUGUGACACUGAAAGCUCGGGCAGUCACCAUAGCGAUGGCAGCAGCCUCAAGGAGGUGGAAGAGACGGCCAUGGAGCUGGAACAGCAGCUCGACCAAUAUAUUGCUCACGAGGAGGAGGGGGAGGGAGAACACCCCAUGGCUGGUAGCAUGCAUGAGGAAGCUGGAGCUAAGCAAAAGGGAAAACGGAAAUAUUACAUGUAUCGAAACCUGAAGCUAGUGAAGCCAAUAAAGGAGAUUCCACCUCGUUACCUGUCCCUACUGUCCCAGCUGAGCUCAGAAAAGAGCAGGUGUGAAGGGGAGCCCAUUGUUGUACCCUUCUUGCCUCCUAAACCCUAUCAUAGGGCAAAUUACCAUGCACCUAGUACAACAGCACAUAAUACCGUUAAUGGUUGUACCACAUUUAACCCACUGGCUAAAAGCUUCUUACCCAAAAAUCCUGUUCUGCAUGAUCCAAGCAUCAUUGCUUGUGGUGGUAAUUAUAGCGAGGCUGACCAGCCUGCAGCCAACCACAACUCUGGUGUUGGCAAGCUGCCUGCUUCUUCUGUUUGUUGUAGUACACAGUAUAACCCUAGCAACUGUUACCCUGGUGAUGGAUAUAAAUAUAGCAUGCCUCCUUGUUUCUCCACAGGUCCUGGGUCAGUAUGUGCACCGUACCCUGGCAGCAUGCAAUACCCAAUCAUGUACAGUGCAGGGGUCCCUUUCACAGGGGCAUAUGGUUCCACUGCCCCUGCACCAUUGGGCAUGUACAUACAGCCCCAGAACUGUAAUCUCCAGCCUAAAGUUAUGACCCAUGCCCCUGUGCAAGCAACCCAGUGAAUGACUCUAAACUUCACAUUGAUUCUUGUUCUUGUUUCAUUAGUUUUGUUUGUUGUUAGAAUUUAUUCUUAUUGUAGUUUAUAGUAUUUUACUUGUGAACAUUCUAUGUUGUGUGAUUAUAAUACCAAUCUUAUUAUUACUGUCAUAUGUGACUCAUUUUCAAACAAAUAAUUUAAACAGUUCUUAGGGCAAAUGCUAGCAAACAAAAUAAGUGUCUUUUUUCAACUGAUUUUUUUAACCAUUGAAAUAAACUUGAUCUGAAAUGUCUGUACCCCAAGUUUUAUUAUUUUGGCAUGACAUAGUAUUCUCUUAUAUAGUUACUGUUAACAUGUUCACAUAUCUUAUCCAUAGAAAGCCUAGUACACUUGAUGGCAAAUACAACAUAUUUGAGAAAUACUUUCCCGAUACAUGUAUUAAAUAAAGUGGCAUAGCCAUAGUUUAUUUACUGUUGUACAUUAUGUAAGAAACACUUAUUGCCUUUUAUGGAUGUGCAGUGCACACUGGAGCUACAUUGUAGUUUCUAUUUAAACGUGGCUGAAAACCUGUGAUUGUAUUUCUAAACACUUAGCCUUGAUGUAGAAUCAUCAUCUUUUUGAUGCCAUUUACAUGGUCUGUUUGUUGCAGGCCACAAAAUUCAACAAACAUGAGUGAACAAUUCAUCUACAGAAUGUAAGAGGCAGCUCGACUGCUUUUAUGGUCAGGGAAUUUCUGUAGAUGUUUUUAUUAUUUACUUCUGACAUAUUCUGGGAACUGGUUGGUACAAAUAAAAUCAUUGUGAUUAAUUUAUCAUGACAAGUUUUUAUUGUAAUGUUUAAAGGACCAAGCAUUAAAAGGGCAAGGCAGUCUUUUCCAAAGAGGAAUACAAAUUAUGAUAAGUUUUUUAAUGGGUAGUCUUUAAUUUAAAUGCUGUUCAUCAUUGUCAACAAAUUUUGAUGCAUGUGCACUAAAAUUGAAACGGCUUCAAAUAUUUUUGUGUUGGAUUGCAAGUGCAGUAUUUUGAAUUUAUAUUUCACAAAUAUAAAGCUGCAGUAUAACAUGUUUGUUUCAUGAUUAUUUUAUGCUCAAUAAUUAUAUGCAUUUAUUUUGUGGACAUAAAACAUAUCUAGAAAAGUUUAUUUGUUGUGAAAUAUAAUUUUAAAAAGUAAGUGCUAGAUGAUUAGUUUGCAUAUCUGUAUUGACUUAAUUUCUACAGCCAAGAGCAGUUUUUAUUAUGCCCACUACGAAAGACAUAAACAUAUUUUGUUUUGUUUAGGUCUGUUGGUAGAUCCCUUUGAUAACCACUCACUUAGAUCAAUAUUUAAAAUGUGAGGAAAAUGUUUGUUGUCCUUCAAUCUUUUUUAUUGUUUAUCUGCUAAUUUGAUCAGUUUCUACAUUUAAUUUAAACAGAUUAAAAAUAGCCCUACUACCAGAAGGUAGGGAUUGCUAUGGGAACUAGUUUGCCUGGUUAGUCUGUCUGUUCGUCUUGAAACAUGUCCAGAUUAUUUAACUUAUGCUAACCUAUGUCAGAUGCUGUGUCACAUGCCAGUUCUACGUGGAUGCCUUUACUUUCAAGAUUUUGCUUUUAGGUCAAUAGUAAAAUUUGAGGACUUAGUUGAAUAAAUAUAACUAAAGUCUUGUCCACUGUAUAGCUUGACCAUGCACUGAAUGAUUGUAAAGAAACUGCACUAAUUUUCCCCACUUUGAGUCGGUAUGUUAAGCACAAAUACCAUAUAGAUACCUUCAAUGUCGAGAUCAUAUUUUAUGUUCAAAAUACAAACUGCCAUUCAUUUACAAAUAUUAAAUUACAUGUCAAGCACACAAACUAUAUGGAUACCUUCAAUGUCAAGAUCAUAUUUUAAGUCUAAAUUUUAAACUGUCAUUCAUUUACGGAUAUUAAAGUACAUGUCAAGCACAAAAACUAUGGAUACUUUCAAUGUUAAGCUCAUAUUUUUAGUUCAAAAUUCCGACUGCCAUUCAUACAUGUAACAUGACAAAAAAGUUCACCUUCAUGAGAGGGUUUGUUGUGAGCUGAAGCAAGACAACUACUUUUUAAAUGGCAUACUUUGAGGUAAUAAAAACUGAUUGUCAAUGCUUUACAACUGUGCCAUAGGAAUAUGUGGGUCGUCAUCAAGCUUUUUGAUAGCUUGAGCUUGAUCUUUGCCAUUACAGACAUCUUAAAGAUUUCUUUUGUCUUGGAGUGGGUAUACUGUUUUACAAAUAUCUCUAUGGUUUUGUACAUAUUGUAAAUAGUUACCUGUGCACCAUUGUGAAGGUAUUAUCAGUGAUUUUCAUUUAUCCAAUUAUUUUAGUUGUUUACUCUCAUUUAAACUUGUCAUUCAACUUUCAGUGUCUUAUGCAUUAUAAUAAAGUCUCUUUAACAGUUGUUCUGUAUGUUUUAUUAAUGUUGCUUUUUUAUGUUUAUUUUAUUGUUCAAUGUGUUUAAACUGUUUUAGCUCCCACGAGCAUGAACUGUUUAAGCAAGAGUUGCCAAUGAUGUUCAUUGUUGUAUUUAACAUUUUGUCUUAACAUAUAAGUGCUGCUAUUUAAAUGGAGCAGCAAUUUAAGAAUAUGCUUUUGUUUUGCAUAACUCCUUUGUUCAGUGAAUUUCUGUUUGUACCUGUUGAGUAGAUUUAUUAAAUCCCAUUUGUCUUCAGGUCAAAAUGCGAUUGUGAAUAUGUUUUAUUACUGACCAGUUACAAUUCAAUAAUAAUUAAAAGCUCUGGUAUUGUAUUACAAUCAAAACUUUUAUGUUGACACUGAAAAGAAAACUUUUUCAAUAAAGCGAUUCUCUAACUUCAAGAGCUUUGUCAAAGUCCCUAGUUUUGGUAAGGGUUAAGCAUAUAUAAUUGGGCAUUCUCUUCAGAUGUAAAUAAUUGUUGAUUGAUUUGUUGAUCUUGCAUAGUUUAUUGAUGUUAUCUAUUGUUAUCUGAUCGUUAUGGUUCCCGGGUCAUCUGUUAUUCCACAACACCAGUACAGCAUGUGUUUUUGUCAUAUUAGAAUUACCACUUAGUGUACACAGUUUGUUUUAGUCAACAUGUUUGACUCUGUCAUAAUGUUAUUUAUAUGUUUUGAUUGUGUUUUUGUUCCAAUGUUAUUGAUUUACUUUUAAGGACAUACUUUAACUUAUUUGUGUUUGUUUAUUUAUUAUGUAAUUUCAUGUUUUCAAUUCAGUUUCUUUACUAGUAUUCUUCUUUGAUGUACAACUGCAGAAAACUGUUUUCAAACUGUAAGCAUGUUAUUUAAAUUUCCGUUGAUGUAAGCAAACAUGCAUUGUUUCCAUUGGUUAUAUGCUCAUAUAUACAUGCUCAAAUAUAUAUAUAUAAUAGAAACAUAAGAGACUUGGGUCCUGUUCAUGUUUAACCGCCAUCAAUCGCUAUAGUACGUACCUUAGGAUAAUGGACCUCAUGACUUAGUUUUUCUAUUUCAUUAUAAUGUUUAAUAUUGAUACAUAUACUUAACAUCACUUCAAGGUUGUAUGCAUUGUGUGCAUACAUGUUCAGUGUUAGGAUAAUGGACCUCAUGACUUAGUUUUUCUAUUUCAUUAUGAUGUUUAAUAUUGAUACAUAUACUUGACAUCACUUCAAGGUUGUAUGCAUUGUGUGCAUACAUGUUCAGUGUGUGAUUUUGUCAACUAUGUAUUAUUAUAGGUGGAAUGUGUGAUGUUUGUUUGGUGAAUGAUGUUUCCAGUUUGACAAUAAAUGACUUUCAAAAGUUCA